Messenger RNA from Mytilus trossulus (common blue mussel), 3235 nucleotides. Its product is annotated as transcription factor ETV6-like. The record is from RefSeq and is a predicted model, not a curated record. Gene Ontology annotation, cellular component: nucleus. NCBI's taxonomy places the organism in Eukaryota, Metazoa, Mollusca, Bivalvia, Mytilida, Mytilidae. The transcript has 13 exons. Gene Ontology annotation, biological process: regulation of transcription by RNA polymerase II; cell differentiation. Bases 270 to 2114 code for a protein of 614 amino acids. Gene Ontology annotation, molecular function: DNA-binding transcription factor activity, RNA polymerase II-specific; sequence-specific DNA binding.
UAUACUACAGUAUGUUUAAGGUCUUUCUCGGAAGUAAUCGGAAGUAUCAAUUCAUGUCAGCUGCAUGGUGGACUGCUUGAUGAAGGUCAAGUUUGUCAAGGUCUGCAUGUUUAUGAUAUAACGGUGACAAUACAACUGGCAGUUCUCUGCAAAAGAUAUCAUCCUAUACUUAUCAAUAAAGAAAUUGUACACAGAACCCUUGUCUGGUCCUCAAAUACAGUAUUAUCUAUAUCACAGGAAAAUUACAUGUACCAGCAAUAACGAGUGUAAUGUUCAAUAUAUGGCCGAGCACAAUUUAUCAACCGCCACAACUAUCCUGCAACGGACAACAAACUGUUCUCCCAGCAAGUCUUGCCAAACAUCCCCAGCAAUGGACAAAACAUGAGGUAGGUGUAUGGCUCAAAUGGUGCUCCGACGAAUUUUGUAUCGAGCCAAUACCACCCGACAGAAUAGACAUGAAUGCAAUUAUUGUAGGUAAAGCGUUAUGUUUGUUAAAGCGAAGUGACUUUAUGGAAAGAAUACCAAAGAAUGGAGAUCUCUUAUUCAAUGCUUUACAAAAACUCAUUCAAAAUAAAGUUAGCUUAACCAGUCCGAUGUCUUCAAUGUGCAGUGGUGGGGCUACUGUUCCUAUGAGUCCAUUUCAUAUCAAAACUGAACCCAUAUCCCCGUUGUUACAUCCUUUAGUGUUUACAUCAGCAAAUACUCAGACGACAUCUAUGCACGCGCCAAGCAUACCACGCCCAUGUGUUCCAAUAUUACCUCGUACACAGUCAACGAUUCUACCGCCAUCCUGUAGUAAUCCUAUCAAUUCAAACAAGUCGUUCAGUAAUACAGUGUCAACAGUACCAGGUAUAUUGAGUCCAGCUUCAAGUACUGUGGAUACUGAGAGUGCCUCAAGUGAUAAUGGAUCUGUAUCAGACCCAGAAGGACACGAAAACGACAGUCGUCCAACAGAGCCGACUAACGAACGGUUUCUACCAACCACCAUUAAAACAGAGAUACAACAUUCCAUCCAGUCAGCAUUCCAGCCUCUUAAUAACAACACAAGACCAGAAUCAGGCACUGAGUGUCGCUUACUGUGGGAGUUUAUUCAUCAGUUACUACAAAAUCCUAUGUUCAGUCAGUUAGUUUGCUGGGAAAGUGAAAAGGAACUUAUAUUUAGAAUCAACAACCCUACAGGCCUAGCUCAUAUGUGGGGGAAACAAAAAAAUAGAACAAAUAUGACAUAUGAGAAAUUGUCGCGAGCUUUGAGAUAUUAUUACAGGAUGAACAUUAUCAAGAAAGUAUCUGGAAAACGCCUUACUUAUAAAUUUAUGCAACAACCAUCAACGAUACAAAAAGGACAACGAGGUGCUAAACCACAUAACAAGUGUGAUAUACCUUUAUUUUCGUCAUCAAAUAGAUUCCAGUAUUCGGGUCUAAAAGAUGAGCCAUCAGAAGAUAAAACCCAACAAAAACCUCCUCCUCUUAGUCCUGCAAUAAGUGAGAUUCAUCAUGAAUUAGAGAAUCACAGACAUCUGAAGAGACAUAGUCCAACAGACAUUUCAAAGCCUUCUGGUAGAAAUUCUACAAAAUAUUUGCAAUCAAAUAAUCUUGAUAUUGAAAACUAUGAACAUUCUGCUUAUCAGUUAGGAAAUGGAGAAAUGUCAAAUUCAAAUUUUAAACAGUUAUCACCUAACUUUCAUAUUCCAUCCACUUCAUAUGAGAAAAGUAAGGCAUCGAAGCUACCACCGCUUAUGGUCAGAGCUAAUGUGACGAACGAUGUUAAAUAUUCUCCUGAUGUAAAACUCAAUUUGGGUGUAUACGGCAUGCAUAGUCCAUUAAGCUUUCAUGAAAACAAUAAACAUCAUGUAGUUAAUGAUUCUUUAAAGCAACAAUACUUUGAGGGAAUGACCUCCCCAACUUUUUCAAGAAGUCAAUUUAACGAUGACCCUCAGGACGAACCUGAAGACCUAUCCUUUUCACCAAAGAAACAACGACUCGACUCGGAAUCAAAUUCCGGCAAAAUGUCUCCUUCAGAUGAAGAACAACAACACAUUCCUAAAGACGAAGAGAACAAUAUAUUACCAUUGUUGAUUAAUUAUAAAAAGACUGCUAUCAGCACAAACAGCUGACCCUAUGGUUAGCUGAGUAUAUUUUUUCGUACUUUUUUAAAUACUUUUUGUAAUAUCAUUGUUUUAUAUGUAAUUUUCGCUGUGAUAAGCACGAGAAAUAUUUGGUGCAGUAAUUGUGCUAUAUGAAAUGCAUUGAACGUAAGUGCUUUUGUGAUACAGAAAUAUUUUUAUAUCAGAACAUUUUGAGCAAAUUUACUUUAAUUACUAUCACUGAGAUGGAUGGACGGAUGGAUGGACGGAUGGAUGGGUGGAUGAUUAACGUCCAGUGGCAAACUAAAUAAUGACCAAUUAUCUCCCGUUCAGUACUAUUUGAAAAGUAACUGUUUUAAUAUAAAUGUAUGUUAAAUCAAGUAACAUUUACAUGGCGAUUAUAAUACUCUUUACUCUUUCGAGGUUAUGAAAAAAUAUGUUUAAAUACUUUUAAUUAAAUCUUUAUUAAUUUAUUUAAAAACCAGUAUUUCUCGUGUUGCUUUAGUUAAUGCAAUCUUAUAUUUAUCGUAGUUUUGUACCUUUUUUAUAUAUCAACGAGGUAUGAAACGAGAUGAUUUAAACGCUUACGCCAUAAUGUGGUUGUGCAAGUUCUCAAAUUCCAUGCAAGGCAGAUUUUCUGUUUGUAUUUGUACUACCACUUCUAUGACAAAUCUUUAAAUAUACACAGUGUCAUAAACAUUUGUAUGGCAUAUAUUUAUCAGUGAUGGAAUUUGUCGAGGAAACAAAUCUUAUAUAUGACCAUGCUCAGAUUAUGAUGACUUAGGACGAAGUCUGAGGUCAAUAUCAUCUAACAAGUUCAUAUAUAACGUUAUCAAUACUUCAUGACGAAUGUAGUUUACCACUUUUAUUGGUAAAAGAUAGAAACCGAAAACUGAAAAUGUUGCAAAAAUAUGUAAAACAGCAUUACAUUUAUAUUGACAUUUUCCUAAAAUGGUAGGUACUAACUACUAAUUAUAUUAAGUAAACUGGUUUACAAAUUACUGAUGAAUAUCUACUUAGUAUGGGAUGUCGCGACUUGAAAUGUCUUUCAUUAUAACCGUCAUGAGCUUUAUCAAAUACAUAUAGUGCUUUAUCAAAACUAUAUUUUGUUAUGUGAAAUGUAUAUUGUUAAUAAAAUGUCAAAGACGUGA